Messenger RNA from Engraulis encrasicolus (European anchovy), 847 nucleotides. RefSeq names its product fibronectin-like. Gene Ontology annotation, molecular function: protein binding. The record is from RefSeq and is a predicted model, not a curated record. The coding region runs from base 13 to 846 and encodes 277 amino acids. Lineage: Eukaryota; Metazoa; Chordata; Actinopteri; Clupeiformes; Engraulidae. The transcript is spliced from 3 exons.
UUAACAGUGGACAUGGGUUUAACAUCAGUGUCAGUGUCAUGGAGAAAACCACCAGGAGUGGAUCAAGCCUCAUACUUGUUGACUCUCAACAGUGAUGGAGAUUGUAUGCAGACAAUUUCGGUCAAAUCUACCCAACAUCAAUUCACUGAGCUGGACAUUGGCAGAGAAUACUCUGUUAGUGUUUCCAUGGUACUGCAGGAGAACUAUAGCAAGCCCAUCUGUAACACCAUUUAUAUACGUAUUCCAGUCCCAGAGAAUGUGAUUGUGGGCUCAGUGACAGCAACAUCUGCUGAUCUUAGCUGGAGCCUACAGCAGGGGAUGCAGAAGAUUCCACACAGAUUCCUGAUCUCCUACUGCAGUGAAGAGACUGAACCACAGACCAUGUCUACGGAAUCCUACAGUGCAACUCUAACAGGUCUGCAACCAGACACUCAGUACAGGAUCAACAUCUGCUGUGAGCUCAAAGACCUAGACGGACAAGGAGAGAAAGAUCGAAAAAGUAAAGAUACUACAAUCACUUUUCAAACAGCUGUCCCUCCUCCUGGGCCCAUUGAGUUUACAUCCGUGAUGCCAGACUCUGUGUGUCUACGCUGGGGACCUCCUGAGGGACUCACCAGACCCCACACAUUCAGGGUCUCAUGGGCGGGAAAAGGCAUACAGGAGCAACAGGACAUGCCAUGCCUGCAAUUUGAAACUGAUGGACUUGCUGUUGGAGAAGAGUACACCUUUACCGUAACCACCGUCAGUGAAGACAGAGAGGGUCCAUCUGUGUCUAAAACUGUUUUGACAGGUUUGACUUCUGAGUUCUUACAAAAGUUUGGAAAUGAAAUUCAAUAUAAGCUUUAAG